AUGCUUAACAAGCUCUCCAGAGUGUGGGCCAUACUGCUGGCAAGGCCUGCCUGUGGCAGUGGACCGAACGCGUCUGGAGAGUCGAAAGACAUCAGUGUAAUCACACAGCAGUGUGUCAAACAGGAAGUUCAGGAUGAGGGUUCGCAGCUGGACUACCCGUCGAUGGAAAAAACGAUACUGCAAACAUCACCCUCACAGAGCACCGAGCUGAAGCAGAAGCCAUCUUGCGUCUGUCAUGGAUCUCAUCAUCACGGCUCUCGCCACUCGGUGGGCAGGCUGAGCAGGGAAGGGGAGGCUAACAGGACCGUGAGCCGAGCCUCGAGCCGCAAACCUGCAGCACCACCACCUCAGGACGGCUGCUGCGUGUCUCUGCUGCUGGCCUGCCUGUCGUGCGAGGUGGCCUCCCUGGGCGCUGGCCUCCUCCACCUCUGCUCGUCCUGCCUGGCAUGGCUCUGCUGCUGCUGUGGGGACUGCACCUGUGGCGGUGAGGGUGGUGGUGGUGGCGAGGGCUGCUGCGAGGGCCUGCAGGGCAACGGUGCGGAGGACCUGCACUGCCCACUGCACUGCUUCGACAACUGCCAGGGCGUGUUGCUGGAGCCCUGCUGCGAGCCUGUGCAGUGCCUGGACCUCUGCAUGGAGUGCCUCAAGAUCUGCCACUACGGCUGA
Molecule: messenger RNA, 666 nt
Organism: Engraulis encrasicolus (European anchovy)
Lineage: Eukaryota; Metazoa; Chordata; Actinopteri; Clupeiformes; Engraulidae
Product: myoD family inhibitor domain-containing protein-like
Exons: 3
Coding region: 1-666 (221 amino acids)
Source: RefSeq, a predicted model, not a curated record